GUGCGCUGAGUGCUUGCGCGUACUGCCCUGGCCUUCCAACUUCCUCUAACGAGUUUCACCGGCAAUUCGUCUUCCUGCAAUAUAAUAAUAACACUCGCCAACGCGACAAGCCGACAACCACGGCAAACCGUCCGCAGACCCGGCAUAGCCUGUCUUAUACCCAGCGGGCAAUCACGUCGGACAGGCAUUGCCACGAGCUUGUCUCGCAUUUUCAUCGCUCCACGGCGCGCCAUCCCUGCUGCUCAGUCACACAGUGCACGUCCAGCGGCAGAGCACAGCGCCGCGCCGGGGUCUCCAAUAGUUCCCAUUCUCGUUCUAGCGAGGGCUCCGAGCCAUCGCAGUCCAGCAGGAGGAGUCUCAGAAGUGGGAGAAGCACGACACAUACACAUACACACACAUACACACACACACGCACAGGUCACCCGCAGUCGACACCGGCCGUCUCGUUCACAUGGCUGCCUGGCGCGGGUCUACAUGAUCAGGACAAAAGAACGACGACGAUCUCCGCAACAGGCGUGCUCACUGCGUGCGAGCAUCGCCGGUAGCGCCUGCGGUAACCUGCAGCAGAGCCUGAACGCCAGACGGGCACGAGCAUGAGCUCCACGAUGACUUCCACGCUCCCGCGCACUGCGCGACCACCGCCGUCAGGGCCACUGCCCGCGCUUCCUGUCUACAAGACGAGGUGCAAAUCGACCGACGCGCUGAGCGAGCCUCCCGACUCCAGAAGGACGUCGACCGCCUCCCUGCCCCGCACCAAUUCCACGCCCAAACGAACUGCCAUCCCUUCUGUGCGCUCCGUCACCACCUCUGGACUGCCCACGCCGGGCAAGACGAAAGCGAAUUCUGCUUCUUCUGUGCCGAAGCUGAGAAAUACUCCCGAACCGCUGCUCCUCUCACCAGGAGCCUCCGGAAGUGCCCUGCCCAAGACGAUACGCAAAACCGCCAGUAUUGGCCAAUUCCCUUUACCACCAACAGGCACACCACGAGUGACGAGCCUGCCACCAAGCCCGUUGUCUGCAACACAAUCUUCAGGGUCGAAUGAGCAAGAUGGCGUGCCCGCAGUGCCGCUGAGUAGCAAGCAGCGCGAUGGAUCAAAACACAGAAGUGUCGAGAGUGGCCUGAAGAAGCCCAAGUCGCGGAGCUCAGGAUACGGUGUUCGCCCUAAAGCCUCGACCGCUUCACUUGCCGGAGCAGGCUCCCCCAGCUUACUCAACGGCACUGGCGACAAGAGUCGCUCGUCAUCCGCCAAUGGCUCCUAUCGAACCGACGCUACCAUUAUGGAGGACGCUUCUGACGAACUUGGUGAUAGAGGUCGAACGCGUCGUACGAGCUCCGCAUCCAAGGGCAGGCGCGAAUCUGAAGGUGGCAAGGAUAUGAAAGGCAAUGUUCUUGUCAGCGUGCGCGUGCGACCCGAUGCGGGCAGCGAGGAGAACAGGCCCGAAGGCGAGUGGAUGGUCGACGGCAGACGAUCCCUCAUUUCGUAUCGUGGACGAGAAGGCGGCGACUACCGAUACGACAAUGUCUUCUCACCCAACGACGGCAAUACUAGAGUCUACGAUAACGCGGCGAAGCGGCUUGUGCGACGAGUCAUGGAGGGCUACCACGGGACCGUUUUUGCAUACGGGAUGACAGGAACUGGAAAGACUUUCUCGAUGCAAGGAACAUCAACACAGCCGGGUGUCAUUCCGCUUGCCAUCACCGAUAUCUUCUCAUACAUCCGGGAGAAUCCUAGCCGGGAGUUUCUGUUGCGUGUCAGCUAUUUGGAAAUCUACAACGAGAAAAUUUACGAUCUUUUGACACAGGCUGCUCCUGGUUUAGCGCAGGAAGAGAUCAAGCUUCGAGAGGAUAGCAAACGCGGAGUCUAUGCUACUCCGCUGAAGGAGGAGAUCGUCCAGUCUCCGAAUCAGCUACUACGCGUGAUCGCACGUGGUGACCUGGCGAGACGGACAGGCAGCACGCAAUUCAACGCGAGAUCGUCUCGAUCGCAUGCCGUGGUACAGAUCGUGGUGGAAUCUCGAGAGCGCACACAGAAUCAUGGCGGAAAUCUCGGCAAAGAGACCAGAAGAACCGAUAGGAUCAUGCCUGGUGGCGUCCUGGUGUCCACUCUGUCCUUGAUUGAUCUUGCUGGGUCCGAAAAAGCCGCUGAAGACAAAGAGCGGAGAACUGAGGGCGCUCAUAUCAACAAGUCCUUGCUCACGUUGGGCACGGUCAUUGCACGCCUGUCCACCGAAGACGAGAAGGACAAAGAUGCUGUGAAGCCUGCAGACCGAGAGAAGGCCACAAAGCAUCUCCCUUAUCGAGAUAGCAAGCUGACCCGGUUACUGCAGGGAGCGCUGUCGGGUAACUCAUUAGUUUCGAUUCUGUGCACGAUCCAGCUCUCAUCGGCGAACACAAGUGCAGCGUUGGCCUCCUCGCAUACUGGCGAGACUCUCAAUACGCUCAAAUUUGCGAGCAGAGCCAAAAACAACAUCGUCAGUCACGCCAAGAAGAAUGAGUCCAACGCCGCUCCUGGCGAUCCUAAUAGCAGAGCUCUACUCGACCGGUAUAGGAUCGAGAUCCAGGAGCUCCGUACUCAGCUUGCGCAGCAGAACAAUAUCAAGGAAGAAGCGGAGAAGAAAGAGCUGACUGACGAAGACCGCGAGCUCGAGGAGCAAUUGGAGCGCGAGGAGAAGCACAGGCAUGAGGAGCAGAUGCUCGAAAUGCAACUUGCUCGAACAGCCUUGAAGGAGCGCAUCAGCCACUUGAAUCGUCUCAUUCUGUCCUCGAGGUCUAUCGGGGUCAACUCCGGGCGAUUUUCAGUGAACAGCCUCAAUCGUCGGACGAGCGGAUUGAGCGCGACGCAAUCGGAGUAUGGCCGGCCUGUAAGUGUUCGGUCUCCCGAUAGCGGGCACCGCGACAGCGCCGUGACGCUCGAGGCAAGCCCAGUGUUAGAAGUGCCUCCUACAGAUGCGAUCAAUAGGGCCAUGUCCAGUGGAUCCAUUACCAUGGGUACUAUACCUGGCGCGCAGGUGAGUCAGAUGGUCGAGGAGGACACACCUGCUCUCACAGAAGAUGAUGAAGGCGACGAUGUCGGAGCACCGGACGAUGACGGGAAUGAUACUGCUAGUUUGCAACAGCAAAAUCGCAUGUUGCAGGCGGACUUGGUUGAUAAGAAUCGAUACAUUGCCACGCUGGAGAAGCGUCUUCUGCAGGCGCGUCGGACUAGCCAUAGCAGGGUCAGCAUGACAUUUGCUGGUCGAGUGGGUGUUCCGGAAGAAGGCAGCAUCGAAGCUCUCGUGCGCGAGAAGGAUCGUGAGAUUGAGGAAUUGCGAGCGAAGCUGGACGACCAAAUGCGCAUGGUGACAGCGCUCCGAAGUGCGCGCAAGCGCGAACUCGUCGAUAACAGGAAGAGCCUUCAGACCGCCACCAGCGAGGAGACGGCACGACCGGCGACAUCGUACUCGUCCCUCGCGGACAGCGUUCCCGACCUGUCCACAUUGCCGUUCAACAGGAACAGUUCCCGCAUGUCGAGCAUGUCCCGCGUGGCAUCGGCAAAUGGUCACCGCAGCACGCCCUCCAAUGCGAGUCGAGCCAGUUCCAGCGCGGUGAACUUCUCCAAGACGCCCCUUUCUCCCGUCGCCAUCCUCAGCCCCACACAUUCCUCCAACAACUCUCGCGAUAGCAAUACCAUGAUUCAUCAGCACAACCAGCUCAAGAAUAGCAGACGCAAGAGUGUCGAUGAAAUGACGCAACUGCUCGAUCAAAUGAUCCAAGACAAAGUGGAGAGCGGGCAUCUGGUGCGAGGAGGCGACCGGGGCUCGAUUCGAGUCCGGCAUGAUACGAUGAUGCAGCAACAUGGCAACGAGGUUUUGGAGGACGAUGCGAAAUGCUGAAUUGGUCGUUUUGGUGGAUCGAGCUCGGCAUUGUUCACGGCUCACGACUGGACCUGCUCAUGACGAGCAUUCUUUCCCUUUUUGGUGUUUUUUUAUUUUCUCCCUUUUGAUUCCGACUACACAUGCCAGGCUACUGGAAUUUGCGCGCACGAGCAAACGAGAGCGAUACCCUUCCCACGAGAGAACAGGAUUACUUUUUUCUUGUUUUUUUUUUCUUCUUUCCCUUGGUCAUUUGUAUACAUGUAUGAGAGUGAAGAACGGCGAAGAGCGGAAAUGAAGAUGAGGUACCUAUCUAUUCGGAGGUUUUUGUAUCACAUGUGAUUUGGAAAAUCAGGUACCGACCUAAGGUGCGGUAGCUAGCUUCUUGUACAGGGAUCAAGCGAAACGGUAGACAGACAGCAACGAUGAAUGAGUGGCAC
Sphaerulina musiva SO2202 is the source of this 4291-nucleotide messenger RNA. RefSeq names its product kinesin-domain-containing protein. The transcript is spliced from 2 exons. NCBI's taxonomy places the organism in Eukaryota, Fungi, Ascomycota, Dothideomycetes, Mycosphaerellales, Mycosphaerellaceae. The coding region runs from base 594 to 3872 and encodes 1092 amino acids. The record is from RefSeq and is a predicted model, not a curated record. Gene Ontology annotation, molecular function: microtubule motor activity; microtubule binding; ATP binding. Gene Ontology annotation, biological process: microtubule-based movement.